AGACAACUCACCAGAAACCACCAUGGCACCUUCCAACAUCAACAGAGCUGCGAAGCCCUACAGCCGACCUGCGCCUCGCCCUCGCGCAAGCCCAGAGGGACAAUGGUUGCAUGACAAGGCUCCCGGGGUCCCCCGGGCGGUCCAGGCGAACGCGACGAGCCGUCCUGCCGGCGGAAUAACUAACACAAGGAUCCUCGUCUCAAAUCUGCACUAUGAGGUUACGCCCAAAGACCUGACGCAAAUCUUCGGUCAAAUUGGCACGCUUGUCCGUGAACCACUAAUCAGGUAUGACCGCAGCGGACGGUCUACAGGCGUUGCCGUCGUCACCUUUGAAACGCCUGCCGAGGCAACAAGGGCAAAGAACCAGUUCGACGGCAUACUCGCGAAAAAUCAGCCAAUGGAAAUCACUUACGACACCGCGCCCCCUGCGUCUGCGAAGGGGCCCCGCCGGGGUGCCAACACCGGGUCUCUCCUCAAUCGCAUUGAGAAGCCGCCGCUCUUGGACCGCCUGAGCCGAAAUGACACAAAGCCCCGGCAAAACGCUGCAACGGAGGGAGGUGUCGGUCCUGUGCGCAACAAGCCCCGCGGGGGUGCCGCAGGGCCUCGUGCGGGCAAAAGAGUGCCAGCGAAGCCCAAGACCGCGGAGGAUCUGGACAAGGAGUUGGACGCGUAUCUGCAGGAUGACGUCAUCCCCAAUGGGCAGACUGAGAAGCCUGCGGCCGUCGCGGGCGAGGGCGAUGUGGAGAUGGCCUGAUUGUUCUGUGCUGCUCAUGUCCGGACUCGACCUGUUCUGUAUAUUGUACGUCUUGGCUACACUUCCUAUUCAGCGCUUCCUUGAACUGCUUACUUUACUGUAGGCGACUCUAGCCGUGUAUCCACC
Molecule: messenger RNA, 880 nt
Organism: Trametes versicolor FP-101664 SS1
Lineage: Eukaryota; Fungi; Basidiomycota; Agaricomycetes; Polyporales; Polyporaceae
Product: RNA-binding domain-containing protein
Exons: 6
Coding region: 23-754 (243 amino acids)
Biological process (GO): mRNA export from nucleus
Cellular component (GO): nucleus
Molecular function (GO): mRNA binding
Source: RefSeq, a predicted model, not a curated record